AUGGCUAAAAUGAGGAUGGAAUAUGACGAAGACUUUAAAGAAGACGAAAAGCUUGCAAAGCGAGCUCAAAGAGAGAAAGAGGCAAAAGAAAAAAAGGAUAAGGAGCUUGAAGAAAGGAAAAAGAAGAGAGAAAUAAGGGAAAAUGAAAAUAAAGAAUAUGAAAGAUGGCUUCUAGGAAAAAAUCCGAAACCUACAAAAGAAAUUCAGAAGACUGCAGAGCAAAAGGAGAGUUUAAGAAGAAGAAAGAAAUUAAAUGAGAUUCUUGGCAAUUUAAAGAGGAUUGAUCAGGAUAUUAAUCCAAAUCAUAAAAAAAAGGAAAAUACUAAUUGGAAUUAUAAUAAUGAUUACCAUAAUGAAGAAGAAGAAGAUGAAGUCAAAAAACAAUCAAAAAAUGAGCAUGUAGGGGCAUGGGAUAGAUAUUCAUUGCAUACAGUGUCUAAGCUGAAUUAUCCAGCUGUAAAGGAUAACUGUAAGCCUAAGCUUACUCAAAGCUUUGCAAAACCCCAGAAAUAUGCUAAUUAUAACCUUCCAAUUCAGAUGAUGAAAGCUAAAGCCUUAAAAGCCGCAGCCAAUUAA
Molecule: messenger RNA, 576 nt
Organism: Blepharisma stoltei
Lineage: Eukaryota; Ciliophora; Heterotrichea; Heterotrichida; Blepharismidae
Source: the annotation of a GenBank genome assembly